Synchiropus splendidus (mandarinfish) is the source of this 1097-nucleotide messenger RNA. Its product is annotated as golgin subfamily A member 7B-like. The coding region runs from base 65 to 541 and encodes 158 amino acids. The record is from RefSeq and is a predicted model, not a curated record. The transcript has 5 exons. NCBI's taxonomy places the organism in Eukaryota, Metazoa, Chordata, Actinopteri, Syngnathiformes, Callionymidae. Gene Ontology annotation, cellular component: palmitoyltransferase complex. Gene Ontology annotation, biological process: protein targeting to membrane; peptidyl-L-cysteine S-palmitoylation.
CGCCCUCAUCCUAUCAGCCCUCGUGCCCCACUAGCGCGAGCCGAGUGUCCCGACGGAUGGAAACAUGGCGACAGAGUUCCACAACCUCCAGGAGUUGAGGCACAGCGCAUCCUUGGCCAACAAAGUCUUCAUCCAGAGGGACUACAGUGAAGGGACCACCUGCAAGUUUCAGACCAAGUUCCCCUCGGAGCUGGAGAGCAGGAUUGAGCGAACUCUCUUCGAGGACACGGUCAAGACGCUGAACAGUUACUACGCCGAGGCGGAGAAGAUCGGAGGGCAGUCUUACCUGGAGGGAUGCCUGGCCUGCUCCACCGCGUAUCUGAUCUUCCUCUGCAUGGAGACGCGCUAUGAGAAGGUGCUGAGGAAGAUCGCCAAGUACAUCCAGGAGCAGAAUGAGAAGGUCUACGCCCCAAGAGGUCUGCUCAUCACGGAUCCAAUCGAGAGGGGGAUGCGUGUUAUAGAGAUCUCCAUCUACGAAGACCGAGGCUCCAGUGGCUCCACCUCAGGCAGCAGCUCUGUGUCCAGCAGCACCGCUCGAUGACUGGCCGCGCCCCACUAUCCACCUCCAUGAAACCACUCCAGCCAAAGCAUCCCAUGCACAUCCAGACGCCAGGAGAAAGGAAGGUUGUUUCCUCAAGCUUUGACUCAAAAACACCCUGGUUGUUUUGUGCGUCUUCCAUCCCUUUUCCCUUUUAUUUUCCGACUGACGUUGCUGCAGCUCUGUGUCAACCGAUCUGCUGCUCCAGCAGAUGCGCACGGGUGAAGCACAGGGAUCCACAAGUCGUUCCAAAUAUGAUCAAUAUGUAGCAAAUCUUCCAAGGUAAACCACCUCCUGACACAAGCGCGCGCACAAAGGGAAGUGCCAACCUCUGAACUAGAGCAGUUCUUCACUUUUAUUAUGCAAGGAGAGUAUUAAUCCAGCAGUAACUAGUCGUGUCUUCCUGAAUCUUCCCAUGUGUUUUAAUCUACACCUCCUCUUUAUGUAUAAAAGAGCAAGGACGGUCGAGAUUAUGCAGCGACUGGCCAGUCUUUGUUAUCACCUGACUAUGUCUAUACAUCACAUGCACCGCUGACAAAUAAAUGCUCUUUCAUCAUGA